AUGAUGGGGCUGGACUUGGUACAAGAGCAUCAUGAACGUAGCUCUCACUUGGACGAGAGUCUAGGCCGUUACUCGGCGUAUACCAUCCGUCUCAAGACCAUCAUUGCUACAGGGUCUCGGUACAUUGCGUAUUCGUCGGACAUUGGGGAGGCCUUUCGACCGCUCACGCGGCCCAAUGUCGUGCGUGCUGCAUACGGUAUCAGCUGGGCCUACAUUUUUGCGGACGUAGGCUAUACGUGCUGGAAGGCCAAUGACGAGCUGGACAAGACGUCGCCGUCCAAGUACAUGGACUUGGGGUGGAUUGCAGCGCGUCGUGCGGUCUUCCAAACGCUCGCCUCGUUGGUCUUGCCCGCUGUGACGAUCCACAGUGUAGUGAAGUACUCGGCCCCGUUGUUUGCUCGGCAUGCCUCGAAACAUGUGCGUGCGUUCGGGCCCACGUUGGCAGGCUUGCUCGCGGUACCGCUUCUGCCGAUCAUGUUUGACCAUCCUGUGGAGCAUGCUGUCGACACGGUAUUUGAUGAGAUUGAGUACCGCCUGGCUUCCCUGAUGGGCAACACAGAUGCCAAGAAAGUCAAGGAUAUGAACAAGCUUACGAACGAAUACUCUGUCUCCUCGGUGACGGAGUCAGAGAGCUCUUCAUCGCCUCUGUUCGCCAAACUGGCUGUCCUCGGUCUCGGUGUCGAUCUUGUGUACCUUCCGCGCCUUCGUCAGCUGCACUUGGCACGUCGUAUUCUUGCGCCCAGUGAGGCCAUGCAUUUCCAGACUGUAUCGCCCACCAUGGCCCAGGACGACUGUUUACGUUUUCUCGCGACGAGAUGGACCUGCAAAGAAGCAACAUACAAAGCCGUAUACCCGCACCUUGCUCUACGUGCCACCGAUAUUGCAGUGCACAAAGACGGAGGUGCGAAGCCGACCAUUGUCCUGGAGCGGCCCACACAGCAAUACCACAGUGCCUCGGGGAGAAACGUGUCGGACCUCGUAGCCCGUCUGCGUUUCCACGCGAGCGUCUCGCAUGACGGCGACUAUGUAAUGGCGUCUGUCCUAGCUGAAGACCCUUCAGCUGCAUAG
This is a messenger RNA of Malassezia pachydermatis, 1068 nucleotides long. RefSeq lists its product as hypothetical. Gene Ontology annotation, cellular component: mitochondrion. Bases 1 to 1068 code for a protein of 355 amino acids. The record is from RefSeq and is a predicted model, not a curated record. NCBI's taxonomy places the organism in Eukaryota, Fungi, Basidiomycota, Malasseziomycetes, Malasseziales, Malasseziaceae. Gene Ontology annotation, biological process: mitochondrial fission; fatty acid biosynthetic process. The transcript is spliced from 3 exons. Gene Ontology annotation, molecular function: holo-[acyl-carrier-protein] synthase activity; magnesium ion binding.